This is a messenger RNA of Phaedon cochleariae (mustard beetle), 3181 nucleotides long. The record is from the annotation of a GenBank genome assembly. Lineage: Eukaryota; Metazoa; Arthropoda; Insecta; Coleoptera; Chrysomelidae.
AGUAAGUAAAAUCUACAGAUAUAAGCCGAUUUCGAUUUGAUCCAUUGUUCCAUUUGAGUGAAUGAAUUGAUUUUAUAAUCAAAAUACGAAAUGCGAAAUUGGCGUGGAAAAAGUUAUCGCAUUUAUUCGUCAAUAAUUGUUGUCGUUGCUGUUAUCGUAGUUGUAACUUCUCUUUGUGUUGUCUUAUUGGUUGAGAAAACUUCAACAGAAAAUAAAAGUGGUUUGAAUUCUGCCUGGCGAUGGGAAUGCGAGAAGAACUCAUGUCAGAAAAAAAGAGUUACACCUGAAACAGAAGAAUCCGCUCUUAGUGUGAGUGCGUGUCGACUGUUCUGCUCCGAUUCUGCAGCCCUAUGGCCGAAACCAACAGGAGAUGUGACCAUCGGCAAUCAGUUGGCCAAGAUAAAUAUCAAUAGUAUAGAUGUAGUGACCAAUUCAGAUACUCCUGCCGCUAAUUUGAUACGUUCUGCAGCGAAAAUAUUCAAAGAAGAUGUUCAGGCGUUAGUUGAAGGAACUGUGAAACCUGGAGGAAAAUCUGUGAUAAUUAACGUGGAUAUUAAGAAUGGAAAUGUAUCUCGGUUGACUCUAGAUACUGACGAAAGUUACAUCCUUGGAAUCAGCGAAACAUCUGAUGGAAGAAUCAGUGUUCUCAUCACUGCUUCUAAUUUCUUUGGAGCUCGGCAUGGACUGCAGACACUUAGUCAGCUGAUAAUUUUCGACGAUCUGAGAAGUGAAUUACAGAUUCCAAGAAAUGUCGCCAUCACCGAUGCACCAGCAUAUCCUUAUCGAGGGAUCCUUCUCGACACCUCUCGCAACUACAUCAACGUCGAAACAAUCAAGAGAACCAUUAAAGCGAUGGGUGCAUCAAAACUAAACACAUUCCACUGGCACAUCACAGAUUCCCACAGCUUCCCAUACGAUUCCAAGUCACAACCCAACCUCACCAAACUGGGUGCCUACUCUCCUAGCAAGGUGUACAGGAACAGCGACAUCAAGGAAAUCAUCGAUUAUGCCACCGUCAGAGGCGUUAGGGUUAUGCCGGAAUUCGAUGUUCCUGCCCAUGUGGGCGAAGGUUGGCAAGAUACCGAUUUCUUGACGUGCUUCAACUGGCAGCCAUGGCAGACGUAUUGCGUAGAGCCACCGUGUGGGCAGUUUGACCCAACCAAGGAUAAAUUAUAUGACGCUAUUGAAGAUAUUUACGGGGACAUGUUCGAGCAAUUCCAACCCGACAUCUUCCAUAUGGGCGGCGACGAAGUUAGCUUCAAUUGCUGGAACAACACAGAAAACAUCAAGGAAUGGAUGAAGGCCAAAGGCUGGGGACUUCAGGAAAAGGAUUUCAUCAAACUGUGGAACCAUUUCCAGACCAACGCUCUCGAACGACUUCUGAAGAGAGCAGGACGGAAGAUACCGAUUGUGAUGUGGACGAGCCAUCUCACUCAUGAGGAAUAUGUCAUCGACUCGCUUCCCAAGGAUCAGUAUUUCAUUCAAGUUUGGACUUUGGGAAAUGAUACACAGAUAGCUAAUCUUCUUGAAAAUGGCUACAAGCUGAUUUUGAGCAACUAUGACGCUCUCUAUUUGGAUUGUGGAUUUGCCGCAUGGGUUUCAGAAGGAAAUAAUUGGUGUUCACCUUAUAUAGGAUGGCAAAAAGUCUACGAAAAUAAACCCAUCAAAAUUGCAGGCAGCAAAAAAGACCAAAUCCUAGGCGGAGAAGCUACUCUGUGGACGGAACAAGCUGAUUCGACCUCGAUCGACAGUCGGCUGUGGCCGAGAGCUGCUGCGAUGGCCGAGGUCUUCUGGUCUGAGCCAGCCACUGGAUGGGAAUCUGCCGAACAAAGAUUCAUGGUGCACAGAGAGAGGCUUGUCAAUAUCGGCAUCGAUGCAGAUGCCAUCGAGCCCGAAUGGUGCAGGCAGAACGAGGAACAAUGUAGGAUUGGCGCUAGCUUCAACAGACUGACUUAAAAUUCCGUGUGGGUACAUGUUUGAGAUGAUUAAUUCAAAACGUUUGUUAGCCCGAUAGAAAGAUUCUGGAAGUUGCGAUUGCCACCGAUUGGAUGAAAAACGCUUUAGUCAAAAUAUUUGCAAAGGCCUAUGACUCAACACAGGAAGUGGGCUACAACUCCGUUAUUACAAUCUGAAUGGACUAGAAUGUUUCUUGCUCAAAACAACUAACAGACAACUAUUCAAACUGAAGUCUGGAGUUUUGUUGGGAAACAUUCAAACUAAAAACUUCCGAUAUAAGUACACUGGCGUUGAUUUACUCAUGAAAACUUCUUGGGUACCUUUAUCUUUCUCAACAAUAAUAAAUUCAGAACAUACCCUAAUAUUCGAAACUAUUACAGCAGACAAAAAAUCCUUCCCAGAUUUGGAUACCUCAUCAUACACCAGCUUCAAAAUGUCUCUUCCAUACGCAUUUUGAAUGGGUUAUAAUAGGAAGUAGAAGAAGUUUUUGAAUAUCACAGAGAGUUAUAUUGGAUUCACCGAAAUUCCACAAUUGGAUUUUGAGUGAAAGACAAAUCUCAGAGUGACUAUUAACAUUUGGAAUUACGAAGUUAAGCCUACUUUCAGUAGAUAUAUGUGGAAGUUAUAUACGGAUAGAAAUAGUUUUUUCAAAAUAUUUCAACUGGAGAGGUUCCCAUCAUCCAUUCGGUUAUAUCCACAGCUUUAAAAAAAAAAUACCUACUCAAUCUUCCAAUUCGGCUAACGAACGGUCCUUAUCAUUCAAACUAUCAAAUUUUCUAUAGGAUAAUUCAAAAUAUUUGUGGUUACAUUAUCCACGAAAUCACUCGAACAAAUUCCCAAUUUUCUUCAUUCGAAUGCGACUCGUAAUCAAAAAAAUUAAGGACCAGGCUAUAGGUAUUACAAUAUAAUUAUGUCAAAAAUGCAACUAUAGUAUUCAAUCUACAAAACAUUUCAUGGAUAUUGAGUAUUUCAUUAUUCGAAGAAAAUGAUCCGUCAUUUGUGACUAUUGCAUUUUACGUAGGAAUAAGAAAACUUAUUGUUUGUUGUCUAAAAGACAUAUUCUUAUCAUAAUUACCAUUCUCAUCACAAUAACAAAAUAUAUAUCAUUGUUCCAUUGUUGACAUACAUUUUAGAUCAAUAUAAUUUGUGUACUAUUGAUGUAAUCGAAUAUUUUGUAUAUCGAAAUGAUAUUAUACUGUUAAUUCAACUGAAAUAUAAUGAUGAG